This is a messenger RNA of Mytilus californianus (California mussel), 6656 nucleotides long. Its product is annotated as katanin p60 ATPase-containing subunit A-like 2. NCBI's taxonomy places the organism in Eukaryota, Metazoa, Mollusca, Bivalvia, Mytilida, Mytilidae. The record is from RefSeq and is a predicted model, not a curated record. The transcript has 20 exons. Gene Ontology annotation, molecular function: protein binding; ATP binding; ATP hydrolysis activity. The coding region runs from base 83 to 1882 and encodes 599 amino acids.
CAGACGUCCACCAUAUUUGUUAUUCUUCGCGACCGGAUGAGUGUCUGAUUUGGAAAAUGUUCUCAACUGAAGGAACUUGAACAUGAAUGGUACAAUGUCAGAAUUAAGCUACCAAACGAUUAGAACUGCAAAUCAAGCAAGAGAAGCGGAUGAGUUAAGAACAGAUACCAGGAAGAAGAAUCUGUUGAUCCUGGUUCUAAAUUAUAUGUAUGAAGAAGGAUAUGUGGAAGCAGCACAAGCCUUAGGAAGAGAAACAAAUUUAGACGUCAACAAAUAUGAAGUGUGUGACAACAUUGAUCUGGAGACCAUUAUUAUGGAAUAUGAGUCUUAUUACUAUGUCAAGUUUGCCAAGUAUCCAAAAAUAACCAAGAAACUGACAUCAAGUGAGAGGAAGCAGAAGAAAAAAGAAGAAAGAGGUCAAGAUUCUGGUGAUAGAAGAGGAGCCCCACAGAAAUCUAGUAUAUCCAGAACUAACAGGGUAAGAUCACCUCGAAUAAGGUCAUUGUCCCUGUCCGCAUGUAAAAAUUCAGCAUCUUUAACUCCAUCACUACCCAGAAUUCCACAGAAUGGUCGACCUCCAAGUCCACCUCAGCAAUCAGGAAGACCUAAGUCUGGAACUGGUAGACAGAGACAAGUUCAAUCCUCUACAAGACGACCUAAUGGUCCAGAACAAAGCAAAUCAGACAAAAUGGUGAAUGGUGCUACGCUGACAAAUGGUGACCUUGGUUUGACCUUACAAGGGUUAACAGUUCAAGGAAGUAAUAACAAUUCAGAAAGUCGGGUGGUGGAAGAACCUAACAAGAGAUUGAAUAAACCAGGACAGAUAAUUGAUAUUAGAGCUAUGAUAAAUGAUGCUACCAAAAUGAGUGCUGAGGAAGGAGUUGAUGGGCAGGACCGACUGUUAAAGCCUUUAGGUGGUUACGUAGGGUACAAUAGUGAAUGGAGAGAGCUUGCUCAAAGUAUAAGUAGGGAUAUAUUUGUUCAAAACAUAGAUGUAAAGUGGGAUGAUAUUAUAGGCUUAGAUCAUGCUAAAAGAUUAUCUAAAGAAGCUGUUGUUUAUCCAAUAAAGUAUCCACAAUUAUUUAGAGGUAUACUGUCUCCAUGGAAAGGACUGUUAUUAUAUGGACCUCCAGGAACAGGAAAAACACUUUUAGCAAAAGCCAUAGCAACAGAAUGCCAUACUACCUUCUUCAAUAUAUCAGCUACUAGUAUCGUUAGUAAAUGGAGGGGUGACUCUGAAAAAUUAGUCAGGGUGCUAUUUGAGAUGGCAAGAUUUUAUGCUCCAUCUACAAUCUUUAUUGAUGAAUUGGAGGCCAUUAUGAGUCAAAGAGGAUCUCAAGGGGGUACUAGUGAACAUGAAGGCAGCAGGAGAAUGAAAACUGAAUUAUUAGUACAGAUGGAUGGAUUGGCUAAAACAGAUGAUCUUGUCUUCUUAUUGGCUGCUUCUAAUUUGCCAUGGGAGUUAGAUCAAGCCAUGCUUAGAAGAUUGGAGAAAAGAAUUAUAGUAGAUUUACCUACAUUAGAAGCAAGAAAAGCUAUGUUUAAAUUUCAUCUGCCACCAGUAGUUGUUCCUAAGGAAGGAGGAUUAGAACUGUUAUCAAAUGUAGACUAUGAUGUAUUAGCUGCUAGAACUGAAUAUUACUCUGGUUCAGAUUUAAAGUUAGUAUGUAAAGAAGCUGCCAUGAGACCUGUCAGAAAAAUAUUUGAUGCACUAGAGAAAAAUGAACCAGGAAUUGAAUAUAAUCGAAUAGGAGAGUUACAUCUGCGUUUAGACACUAUAACUACUACAGAUGUUUUAAAAGCUAUUGAACGAACUAGACCGUCUGCUAGUAUAAAUAAAGAGAAAUACACUCAAUGGCAAAAAGACUAUGAGUCAAUAUAGUUAAAGAGAAUCAUUCUCUCGAGAGAAACACAUUCUUUGGUAAAAACACUGCAAGUGCAUAUAAAUGAUAAGAGAUUCAGUCAAAGUGCUCCUCCGUCGAACCCAAACAUUACAGUAUUCAUGGAUUGAAAGUCAGCAGUUUGUGUGCCUAAUGUGUGAGACAGAAAAUAAAUCAGGUUGUGUCUGAAUGGAAAGCCUGGAUGCUAUUUAUUACAUAUAUCACAUUAGUAUGAUUUUGCCUGAACAUUUUAAGUUUAGAUAUUUAUUGAGGAUAUAAGAAUGUUUUUUUCUAUGUAAACCAUGUGUUAAGUAUUUGACAUAGAAAUUUUUUAGCGAAUUCAUCUCCCGAGGAGAAUGCAUGUUUAAAAAAAUCUGUAUUUUUAUAGAUUUUGUAUAGCAGGUGUUUUUCAUGAAAUGACUAUUUUGUAGAGGCCAAACUUAUUGCAAAUGUUGAAUUAUAUAGCACAAUAAUUAUUGCAUGCUUUCAAUAGUUUUUGCAUUUAAAAGGAGUAGGGGCAUUAAGGCCCCGUUUUGGCCCAAGAAAAUAUAACUAUUGCAAAUUGGCACAUAAUGUUUGGAAAUUCAUAGAGUCAUGAAAUAUAAAUGAAAAACAUAAGAUUUUUUAUCUGAUGACGUCACAUUUACAUCAUGAUGUGUACCGUUUUCAUGAAAACGAUGAAAAAUACAGAAUUUAUGCAGUUUUCCAUUGUUAUUUCCAUUGUGGAAAUAUCAUGCGCAGCCAAGAAACAACAAAAUAAUUGAAGAGAAGUUUUAUUAUAACUAUUGACAUAAUCUCACCAAGUAUAAAGUUGUUUCUUUGGUGCGCUCAUACUUUGCCAAUCUAAAAUAUACUUUGAACUUGACGAAAAACAAGGAAAAUCAAGAAAUUUUACAAAAGAUACAAAUUCCAUCAUAGUUUGUUGCCAUGGUAACUCAAGAAAUGUAGAAUUUGUUAGUCUAGUGAGGACAAAUUUAAGAAUAUAUAUGAUAACUUUUUAAUUUGCAGUAAUAUUUGGGCCAAAUAAGGGCCUUAUUGCCCCUACUCCUUUUAUGUACAAAAUUAUUGCAUAUUAAAUUCUACUAAAAAUAUAAUACCUUAAAAAUUUAACUGGUUGAAAUUAUAAAGACCCAAUCCUAAUUAAACAAAAUCUGAUUAGCUACAUAUAUUUACAAGUUGAUUGGUUCAUAUGAAGUUCAAUGCAAAUAUAAAGUGCUGCUGUAUAAAAAAUUACUGCUAAAUGAAUUCCCUUGAUAACCUCAAAAAAUGAUACUGCUGUUGUUUAAUUCCCAAUUUAAUUGUGUUAUUAUAUAAGUCAACACAUGGUCAGGAUUAUUGUAAUGUACAUUUUUCGUAAAAGAAGACAUUAAUUCAUUCUUCUAGAAUCCUGGCAUUUGUGUCACUCACAAUGUACAUUUUUAAUAAAGAAGACUUUUUCAGAUUCAGAUUCAUGUCAUUUUACUGAAUGAUUUGUACCUUGUACAAAAUGGAUACUCAUAACAUCAGCAGUUCAAAUCACACUUCAAUUAUUUAUUUAAAUCAUACUUUUUAUAGUCUUCAUUAAAUUGAACUAUCACUGUUCACGUUAUUUUGACCUCCUACAUUUAUUCCCAGUAUUCAUAUUAUAAACAAGCUAGAAAUGUAAUAUAUUUUUGGUUAAUCUUAACAGCAAUUUCAGAGAAUUUUCAAUUUUGAGAAGACAUUUAUAUUAGGUAUAUAAGAAUGCCUUUUGCCAAUAUAGUUAAAUAAUGUCUUCUAUUUGGUAAUUGCCAUCAGAUUUAAAGCAUUUUGUUCAAAUAGUGUUAAUCAUCUGUUGAUUACAUUCAACAUUAUAGUAAGAUGUUUAAUCCAAAUACUGGUGUCUUUUGUUGAUAACAAAAUACUUCUUCUUUGAUAUUCCGUCCAAAUGACACCAUUGAUAAUUUAAAAUCCUUGAAGGCAUUCCAUUCAGAUUAUAAAAUUAUAUCUGUUAAUUUCACACCUCCAAUGCAUUUCAAAAUACUACCAUAUGUACAUUAAAAGUGUUUAGUAGCAUUCCGUCCAAAAACAUAUUGCUGUCUGUGAUAAUAAUUUUUGUUGAUAAUUUAUUAUUUUUAAUAAUUGUUUUUAUUGUAUUUAUGGUUAUUUCAUAUAUUUUGUACAAGAUACCUAGAGGUUAUGCAGUUUGUAUCAGAUACAAUACUGUAUGGAGGAAAUUACUUGUGAUCACAUGUCAAAUGGUUACCUCCCUUUUUUUUCUACAGCUGUUUUCUUGAAGGCAUUGUCUGCUGAUCUCUACUACACAUUUCCAUAUUAACAUUGAUAAAUUAUUCUAUUUUUGGCUUAACGUUUAAAUUUUUUCUUAUCAGGAUAUUUUAUCGCAAAGCAUAGGUAAUACAAAUUUAUAAGAAAUUAUAUGUAUUAUUGAUCAUCAUUUGAAUAGAAAUACAACUGUAUAUGAAAAGAAAUUUAACCGUAACAGAACAAUUUUUCAUUCUGUUAAAAAUUAUUCAAGAUAUGAUCUUGAAAUAAUGAACUGUACAUUUUUGCAAUGUUAGCCCCAUUAAAUCACCAAUUAUAAACCUUAAGUUAAUGUGCUUGUAGCAUCAAAUGAGUGCAAUGUAGUUAUUUAUAAUUAUGUGUAAAUAAAUCAAUCAGUAUUAAAGUGUUGUGUAGUGAACAGUGUGUGAUAGAAUAGUCCAGCUUCAGUAUUUCUAAAUGCUGCAACUAUGAUAUUAUUGUAUUGCUAGAUUUUUCUAAUGUUGAAGGUUGAUUAAUAUUAAGGAAUACAUUUACAUGUAUGUGUAUUUUAAGAGAACAGAACUAUUCCUUUUAACUAUUAUUUAAUCAAAUAAAAACAUACCUCUUAAACAAAUUGCAUACUGGUAUUUGUUCAGGAAAAUAAAAAUGGUUAAUUUUAACUUACUAAUAAAUAUUUUGUAUUCUAAAAUCAAAUUGUGGGACACAAGCUGAGCUAAGAGUCAAAAAGAGGUGAAUUAGAUAAAAACAAAAGUUUGAUGAUAGUCAGGGUCAACCUUUAUUGAUAAUUCUCAAAAUUUUUCUCCUUUAAAAUUUGAAUGGAAUUUCUAAUAAUGUAAUAUAAUGGCUGUAUAAAUUUUCUUUACAGCUGUAAAAUUUUAUAUUAAACUACCAAAUAUCUUUGUAAUUCAUGGUAGCCAAAUUUCAAAGUUGAAAACUAUUUGUUCAAAUAACUUUACCCUAUGACAACUAUCAGAAUUGCUCCAGUUAUUUAAAAAUGGAAGGUAUACUUCAUUGAGCAAUGUGUGGUAGAGUUUGUUAGUUAACUUGUAUAUGAUUAUGGUUUCUUUCACCAGUUAAACUGACCACUGAUAAACCAUACUAAACACUCAAUCAAUGAUCCUAGAAAGUGGCCUUCUGCUGUAGUACACACUAGUUUGUAUUCAGAAUUUCGAUAUAUUAAUAUAUAGGCUUAAAUUUAGUUGUUGAUGUUGUAUUACUCCUUUUGGUCAUGGUGGUGGCAGGCUUUCUAUAGAUAGAUACAUCCAUUGAAAGUAUUUUCCAGAUUUUAUUUUGGUGGACAAAAAGAUGAACAGUCUCUGAAAUUGGCAUUAUAAUAUCUUUAAAUUUUCAUUUUAAAAGAGAAAGGAUAGACAUGAUUUAUUGUUCUUUUUGGAAACAAUAAACACUGUGUUAUUGAUAGAAAAUCUUUUUUUUUUCUUUUAUGUCCCCACUGUUCCUUGUCAAUAGAAAAAUGAUAUUGAUACAAAAAUAUUAAUUCUAGUCAGAGCAUUUUAUCUGUAAAAUAUAAAGGACAUUUUUAGUUUUGUUGUGUGCACAGGAAUAAAUGUGAUUGUUUGAUGCAGUCAGAUAGGAAUCCUUUAGGUUUUUCCGGUUUUGUCAAAAUGAGGGAUACAUUUUAGUUUACAUGUAGUCUUUUUAAAAAUCAGUUAGCAAAAUUCUUAUUAUAAAAUAGGAAAUUGAAACAGUAGAGAAAAAAUAAAAAUAAACUAGUUGCCAAUGGUUUAGAUAUUUUUAUAGUAGAGGUGAAGUUAUUUCAUCGUUAGUUAAAUGUAGUUCCUGGGAAAUUACUCCCUAGUAAAUUUACCAAGUACUUUUUGUGCGUAAUUUCAAACAAGUUUUAUCUUGUCAUUCUUCAUAUAAUAGAAUAUAUGAAAACAUGAUCUCAGUAUUAAAAGUACACUCCUUGAAAAAAAAGUCAUUUGGCAUUGUUCAAGCAAUCACUGCUGUUUAGCUGCUUUAAUGAUUAACUAAUGAUAUCUGCACAAUGCAACAGUAAAUAUUAGAUAUUACACAUGGUCACAUGCAGGAUAGAUGUUCUUGAGUCAUUAUUGUUUCCUCCCUACUUUAAAAAAUUAGAGAAGGAAACAUAGGUAUGACACUCCAUCAGUGAAGGCAAAUUUUAGAAAAAUUGAUAUUCCUAAAUGUAAAAGAUAUAUACAAUCCAUAUUUUUUUUAAGAAAGAUGUCACUUGUUCUUAACCUAGAUAUAAUUCAAUGAAUAUGAAAUCUAAUAUUCAGCCAUAAUAAUAACACAAUAAUGACACUUGCAUGUGAACAGUUAACCACAAUCUCAUAUUUUGAAGCAGUGUCAAAAUUCAUUACUCUUGCAGAAAAAAAAAUACACAAUUUUUUUUUUCUCACAAAAUCAAAGGACUCCAUGGUCAAUUUCAGUCUGUAAAACUUGACCAACAAUUUUGCAUACAAGUCUUAACAAACACUGGUUAGGGUUAAUGGGGUGAAUUGUUAUACACAAAUUUAUAUAUUUAUUUUUACUAUAUAAAAUUUUAAAAGCCUU